Molecule: messenger RNA, 3039 nt
Organism: Trypanosoma grayi
Lineage: Eukaryota; Euglenozoa; Kinetoplastea; Trypanosomatida; Trypanosomatidae
Exons: 1
Coding region: 1-3039 (1012 amino acids)
Biological process (GO): mitochondrial RNA processing; regulation of mitochondrial mRNA stability
Cellular component (GO): ribonucleoprotein granule; mitochondrial matrix
Molecular function (GO): RNA binding
Source: RefSeq, a predicted model, not a curated record
AUGCGACCGACGCGUUGGACCCAACAGGCACGCCUUUUGGGGUGCCUUCGCGCACUACCGUUCGCUGCAUCGUCGUUCCGAACAACAACAUGCAUGACAUUGUCGUCCUCAACAAUGCCGUGGAAGGCAUCUGCUGAUGUCGGGGCCCUCCGUCACAGUAUGCGCUUUACAUCGGCAAAGCUGGCACGCCUCUACACACUGGAGCUGAACCGUGUCCGAAGCGAGUACCGCCGCUCGCCAACAAAGGCGCAGCAAGAGGAGUGCCUCCGUGCGAUCACGGAGACGCCACUGCACCGCAUACAGGGUGUUGAUGGCAAAACGGUGGCUCACUGCCUCUCCACCCUUGUCGUGCUUGACGCCCCGCACGACAUGCCGCUGCUGCACGACUGCGCAGUGUGGCUCUCCGUGCAUCCCGAUGCCUUUUCACCACACGCGCUGGCCCAGUCGCUCUAUGCGCUCGUGUGUUUGGGCUACCCUGACACUACCAACGUUGUGCGUGCUGUGCAGAAGCAGGCGCUGUCGGCCGCGAGCGAUAUGGCGCCCAGCAGUCUCUGCAUGCUACUUGCCGCUGUGCUGACAGCGUGCGCCGGGGCAGACGGGGCGGCGCAGGGAGUUGUUGACGUUUCACAGAAGCUUUCUGACCGUGUCCUGCGCGUCCUCGGUGAGGGUUUGGGUCUGACGGAGAAGGUAAUGAUCGCCGUGGCGCUCGGCAAACUUCUCGCACACACAGUGCCACAUGGCCUGCUCGCCGAAGACGCGCUGCAACAGAUUUCCGCUAGCGUAUGGGCGAGCGUGCCUGGGGCAGAGUUGGCCGUCGUGUCGCUGGCGGAUCUUGUCGGCCUCGUCGCGGCCGUGCACACCGCACCGCAGUCUAUCCGUGAGUCGGCAGAGGCGGCGCUCCUCGAGGAGCUCAAGAGACGCGUGGAGGCGCAGCCCCUCGUAUCCGCGCGGAGUGCAGUACAGGUGUCGGGUGCACUCCGGCAUGUUGUGCGCAGCACCCACCCAUCGGCGGGUGCGGUGCUGCAGACGCUGGUAGACGCACUUGAGGCGCACAUUGGCACCGAUGCCGUCACGCUGGGUGCUGCCACAAAGAUGCUUGCUGAGUUUGCGGCGGUGGAGGAGGCGGGCAUUGCGACGCCGCCGUCGUUGAUGCGGUACCUCGUGCAGGCUAUUAACGAGGGGCGAGAAAAGUGGAACGCUGAGUCUGUGCAUAUCGUGCUGCGGGUGUUCGCAAGGAAAGAAACGCUGCGCGCCGAUGCACAAGCCCUCGCCGCACAUCGUGUGGAGCUUAUUCAAGCAAAGUGUGGUGCCACUGCGCCAGUGGACGCGAGUGAAAUUGCCGCUCUUCUUGUGGAGGGCAUCGUCGACCCACAUGCGGAGGUGCUGGCUGCCGCUGUUGCCAACAACAUUGGUCGCUGGAGUGUGUCGAAUGCCCUGACGUUUCUGCGCGCUGCCGCGGAGGUAGAUGGAAAGCCGACGCGGGCAAUCAUGCGCGACGUGGCCUCGAAGCUUGUGCCGUACAUGGAGAAAGCAACAGCAGCACAGCUGGCGGCUGUCAUGUCGUCGUACGGGCGGGCACGUGUACGCAAUGAUGCCUUCUGUGCUGCCAUCACGGACAGGACCGCACAGCUGGCGUCGGAGCUGACGCUGCAUCAAGUUAGCAGCAUUCUUGGUGGCCUCGCUGCGGUUGAAUACCGUGACACCAAACUGUUUGUAGAUCUUGCACCGCUAGUUAUUGCGCAAGCACACACUGCCGACGUGGCGCAAACCGCCAGCCUCCUUGCGUCCUUUGCGAAAAUGCUUGUAUGGAAUUUCAAAGUGAUAUGGACCCUUGCAGAGCGUGCAGCGGUCAUCCACGACCAAUUCACGUUGCCGCAGAUACUUGCAGUUGUGAUGUCUCUGAAUCGUAUGGACGUGCAGCACCAAUCACUUAUGGAUGCCUUCCUGCAGAAUGUCAUGCGCUACGUCUCCCGCACCGACACCACAAUUUCACUUGCGGAGACAGUUAUGAUUUUGAGUGCUUUUUCCCGUAGUGGGUUGUGGGACGCUGCCUUCUUUGAGAGUCUCGGCAAGCGCGUGGUGGCGGAGCAGGAGAAGCUGACACCUGAUGAGCUUGCGGAGACACUCAUGGCGUUUGCACGUGUUGGUCUUACGCAGUACAAUAUUUUUGAGGAACUCACACUCUGCACACUUUCAAUGGCCCCCACCAGUCCACUUAUGCCGUUGGCGCACAUCACAGUGGCGUACGCCCUUGUCGCCUGCCGCCAUGAGGAACUCUUUUCCAUCAUCGCGGACCGGUUUGUGAACCAGAAGGCCGACGUGCCGGCGGUGACUAUCGCCUCGGUGCUGAGCGCCUUCGCUUCUGUUGGCGUUCGCAAUGACCGGUUGUUUAUUGAAGCCAUUCCACGCGUGCGCCACGUUGGUCAGUACGGCACACCCAAGGACAUUACCAAUGUGGUAUAUGCCUACUCACAGGUUGGCUUGUGGCACUACAAGCUCUUUGUGCGGCUGGCAGACCGCGCGAUCCAGCUGCGCGGCGAGUUUCGCUGCGACCACCUCGCACGACUGCUGGAAGGGUAUGCGCGUGUGGACAUGCGCUACGAGAAACUCUUCGUAGAGUUUUCACCGCGUGUUCAGACCAUCUCGCACCUCCUCACGGCGGGCGAGCUGACGAGGAUCGUUAGCGCCUACGCAAAGAUAGAAGUCCCGGAUGCCGCCGUGUUCAAGGCGUGUGGCGACCGCGCGGUGGAGCUGGCCGAUCACUUUGAGCAAGAAGAGGCACAGCAGCUGCUCACCGCGUUCCACCGGGCAAAGAUCGGCCACGAUGGUGUAAAGGCGGUCUUCAUGAAGAAGUUCCCGGAGGCGGUGGCGGCGGCGGCGGUGGCACGGAUGGACGAAGAGGAUGUGGCGGAGAUGGAGGACGAGGGAAAGGAGACGCACGCUGCGGGAAGUGCGUCGGCAGCUGGUGCCCGGGUAGAAGAUGGAAACGCUGCGGAAGAAAGUGGAAGGGGUGUCAGCGCUCAAAUGGCAGGCGCAUGA